AUGGGCUCUAUGUCAAACGGUUUGUCAAAGAUAUUACUCUUAGGGCUGACUGUUAGUGUGGUUUCAUUGCUGUGUUCAGAGAUACUGAAAGACAUGUCACUGGAAUCAGUCGGAUUGAAAUACAUGGGAGGGCUGGCUAUCAAUGAUUUGGAGAGUCCUCUCAAUAUCUUUAGUGGUAUUCAAAGACUCAUCAGUAAAGUCAGAGCCAAUACUCAACCGAUUUUUAUCAAUGUUUUCAGCAAUGCAAUCGAUUUGGAGAGUCUUCUCAAUAUCUUUAGUAGUAUUCAGAGACUCAUCAGUAAAACAUUCAAAGAAUCCACAGAACCUAUGGAUUCUUCUGUGGGUUUAGGACUGAAUGCCAACACUUUCUCAUCACUAGUUAUAGCCAAAGAGGGUUUGAAAGACAUAUCACUGGAAUCAGUCAGAUUGAAAUACAUGGGAGGGCUGGCUAUCAAUGUUGUAUCAGAAAUGUGUUCAGAAAUGGCUAAUGGUUUGGUGUCAAUGGGUGUGUCUCGACUAACAUUAGAAAUAUCGACAGAAUUGUCAAAUUCUAAUGAAUCCUCUUCCAUAGGUUUCUCUAAAAUCUUUGCCUCAUUUAAGACAUCCAAAGAAUCCACAGAACCUAUGGAUUCUUCUGUAAGUUUAGGACUGAAUGCCAACACUUUCUCAUCACUAUAUAUAGAUAGAGUGACUUUUGCUGACAAUUCAUCACUACUUUCGCUGACACUCAAAGACUUAUCUUUAAUAUUCAAUGUUUUGACGGCACUAUUGGGUGAUGUGUCCGAAGACUUCCGGUCUCUUUGGUUCCAGAGCGAGCCAUUCGAAUGGAUUUGUAUCAACACAUCGUUGUCCGGCUCGUUUCAUGAGUUUGUGGUUUUGGUUGCGAUUUCGGCUGCGGUUUCGACACUUCUUUAUGUGUGGAUUUUGCGACAGUAUCUGAGGGCACCGCCUCUGCCGCGCCUCCUUAAAGGAGGCGCGGCAGCUAAUGUCGCGAAACAGGCGGUGCCCUCAGAUACUAUCGCAAAAUCUACACAUAAAGAAGUGUCGAAACCGCAGCCGAAAUCGCAACCAAAACCACAAACUCAUGAAACGACGAAAGCAAAGGAGAAUUUGAAUGAAGAAAAUAAUAACGAAAUGCCGGUUAAGCGCAGAUUUAGUACAGAAAAGUCGCCGAUUAGUGGACAAACGCCGGACAACGAUGUGUUGAUACAAAUCCACUCGAAUGGCUCGCUCUGGAACCAAAGAGAUCGCAAGUCUUCGGACACAUCACCCAAUAGUGCCGUCAAAACAUUGAAUAUUAAAGAUAAGUCUUUAAGUAUCAGCGAAAGUAGUGAUGAAUUGUCAGCAAAAGUCACUGAAAAUACAGACAAACAGAAUGACACUAACAGUAAAGACACAAAUUUAAAUAUCUCUGAAGAAAGUCAGUUGAUUGACAGACACACAGAAUCUAAAGACACUGAAAAUAUCGAUGAAAAUCAGUUGAAAGGGAUCUCUGAUUUGGUAGAGGAGCCCAUUGACACAGCAGACAAACCUCUAUCUAUAUAUAGUGAUGAGAAAGUUUUGGCAUUCAGUCCUAAACUUACAGAAGAAUCCAUAGGUUCUGUGGAUUCUUUGGAUGUAUUAAAUGAGGCAAAGAUUUUAGAGAAACCUAUGGAAGAGGAUUCACUUGAAUUUGACAAUUCUGUCGAUACUUCUAAUGUUAAUCGAGACACACCUGUAGUCAUAGACAAUACUAAUGAAAAAUCUUUAAGUGUGUCUGAAAUCAAUGAUAAAUCUGAGCCAAAAGUGAGCCCUAAUACAGAUUCUGUAAAUACAUUCAAAGAAUAUAAAACCGAUUGCAUUGUUGAAAGCAUUGAUAGCAAUCGGUUGAGUAUUAGCUCUGACUUUACUGAUGAGUCUUUGAAUACCACUAAAGAUAUUGAGAAGACUCUGAAAGACAAUGAUAUUUGUGUUGAUAACAAUGUACAGAUUAAAAGUAAAGACAACACCGAAUCAGAUUCUUUCACUAUUCCUAAAGACAAUGACUUUUAUUAUCCACUGACAGACAAACCCAUUGACACCAAGCCAUUAGGCAUUUCUGAACACAUUUCUGAUACACCAUUGAUAGCCAGCCCUCCCAUGUAUUUCAAUCCGAAUGAUUCCAGUGAUAUGUCUUUCAGACCCUCUGAACAGAGCAAUGAAAAUCAGUUGAAAGGGAGCUUUGAUUUGGUCGACCAACCCAUUGACACAGCAAACAAACCUUUGUCUUUAACUAGUGAUGAGAAAGUGUUGGCAUUCAAUCCUAAACCCAUAGAAGAAUCAUUAGGAUCUGUGGAUGUCUUAAAUAAGGCAAAGAUUAUAGAGAAGUCUAUGGAAGAGAAUUCAUUAGAAUUUGACAAUUCUGUCGAUACUUCUAAUAUUAGUCGAGACACAUCUGUAGUCAUAGACAAUACUAAUGAAAAAUCUGAAAUCAAUGAUAAAUCUGAGCCAAAAGUGAGCCCUAAUACAGAUUCUGUGGAUAAAGUCACAGAAUCUAAAACCGAUUGCAUUGCUGAAAGAAUUGAUAAAAAUCGGUUGAGUAUUGGCUCUGACUUUACUGAUGAGUCUUUGAAUACCACUAAAGAUAUUGAGAAGACUCUGAAAGACAAUGAUAUUUGUGUUGAUAAAGAAGUACACAUUAAAAGUAAAGACAACACCGAAUCAGAUGUGUCUAAACCUAUUGAUGAGAAACCAUUUGUAUUUAGUUCUCAAACCAUGAAUACCCAUUGA
Messenger RNA from Oppiella nova, 2748 nucleotides. NCBI's taxonomy places the organism in Eukaryota, Metazoa, Arthropoda, Arachnida, Sarcoptiformes, Oppiidae. The record is from the annotation of a GenBank genome assembly.